UUAGCUGACUUUGGCUUGUCCAACCGCUACACGAGAGGCCAGUGUCUGGACACGUUCUGCGGGAGCCCACUGUAUGCAUCUCCAGAGAUUAUCAAUGGACUUCCUUACCACGGACCUGAGGUGGACUGCUGGUCUCUGGGUGUGCUGUUAUAUGCUCUGGUUUAUGGCUCCAUGCCUUUCGAUAGCACAACUUACAGCGUCCUUAAAGAGCAGAUCCGCCACGGACGAUAUAAAACCCCUGAUGUCCUGUCAGAGGCCCGUUCAUUGAUCGGAUGGAUGCUCACAGUGAAAACAGAAGACAGAGCCACUGUGGAAGACAUCGCUAACCACUGGUGGCUAAACCUAAACUGUCCCAAAGCUAAAGAGAUUAAACCGUGCGCCUCCACUCUACCCAGAAAGAAACAUAAGGAAAGAACAUUGACCUCAAACAGCAGCUUCGUUCUGCUGUCGCCUCUUGAAUCGUCUUCCCACAACCAGCCCACGAAGGGCAUCCUGAAGAAUCUCUACAGUCAGCUUGAGUACACAGACAGGUCUGGGGCUGCUGGAAACAGUACGGCAGCGACUAGCGAGGACGUGGAAAGAAUCGGGACAGAUAACGGGAGGAAGAGGAAGGGCAUUCUUAAAUGUAACGGCAAGUUCUCCGGGGUUUCUCCAAUCACGUCGGCUCCUACGUGGUCACAUGGUUUCAGCAAAACUAGCCAGGAGUGUGAUGGAGGUGAGCAGCAGGAGAUGGAGUUUGAAAUCAAGAUCUCCCUGUGGAAAACACACCAGUCUACAGGCCUACACUUUCCACAGAAUAACUAUUUUGAUAAUGUACAAUGAUUGUAAAUGCAUUGAAUUUAAUAACAAAGA
Sinocyclocheilus rhinocerous is the source of this 852-nucleotide messenger RNA. Its product is annotated as serine/threonine-protein kinase MARK2-like. The transcript is spliced from 3 exons. The annotation marks the transcript as partial. Gene Ontology annotation, biological process: microtubule cytoskeleton organization; protein phosphorylation; intracellular signal transduction. NCBI's taxonomy places the organism in Eukaryota, Metazoa, Chordata, Actinopteri, Cypriniformes, Cyprinidae. The record is from RefSeq and is a predicted model, not a curated record. Gene Ontology annotation, molecular function: tau-protein kinase activity; ATP binding. Gene Ontology annotation, cellular component: cytoplasm.